AUGGUACAAACGGGAGAUCCAACAGCGACCGGUAUGGGAGGAGAGUCAAUAUUUGGUAUCUUAUAUGGACCGACGAAAAAAUAUUUUCCGGCAGAGAUAAGAUCGAAAUUAAAGCAUAAAAAAUUGGGUACAGUUUCAAUGGCGGUGGCAAGUGAUGGAGCGGAAGGUAAAGGAGGGGUUAGUGGAUCACAAUUCUUUAUUACGACGGGAGAAAAUUUAGAUUAUUUAGAUGGUAAAUAUACAGUAUUUGGAGAAGUAGCGGAAGGAUUUGAUACUCUAGAAAAGAUUAAUAAUAUGUAUUGUGAUGAAAUUGGAAGACCAUAUAAAGAUAUUCGAAUCAAACAUACUCAUAUACUUGAAGAUCCAUUUCCUGAUCCUGAUGGUCUUCAAGUACCUGAUAAAAGUCCUUCACCGACAAAAGAAAUGUUAGAAACCGUGAGAAUAGGAGAAGAUGAAAGCAUCGAACCUGAAUUACCGCCUGAAGAAAUGGAGAAAAUAAAAAGGCAUCGAGAAGCUCAAGCACAAGCAUUAACAUUAGAAAUGAUUGGCGAUAUACCUUUUGCUGAAGUGAAACCGCCGGAAAAUGUUUUAUUUGUAUGUAAAUUAAAUCAAGUGACGAGAGAUGAGGAUUUAGAAUUAAUUUUUUCAAGAUUUGGUACUAUUAAUAGUUGUGAAAUUAUACGGGAUAAAAAAUCUGGUGAUUCUUUAGGUUACGCAUUUAUUGAAUUUGACAAUAAGGAAGAUUGUGAAACCGCUUAUUUUAAAAUGAAUAACGUUUUAAUUGAUGAUAGAAGAAUUAAAGUAGAUUUUUCUCAAUCUGUUUCAAAGCUUCAUAAAGAUUGGUUAAGCUCAAAAAUGAAAAAAAGUGGUGGAGGUUAUGGAGGAUCUAUGAGUUUGGAGAAACGGACAAAAUAUCGAGCAGGAGAUGAUGAACCUGUCGAUAAAUAUGAUCUCGUGUUUGAUCAUACAGACAAUUAUAAUAAUGAAAAACAAAAGAAUAUAGGGAUCAAGAUAGAGAUCGGGAUGAUAGAGGAAGAAGAAAGAGGUCUCGAUUUACAAGUCCACCAUCUAGAGGAAGGUCAGAUAGAGAUCGUGGAAGAUAUGAGAGGCAUGAGAAGUACGAGAGAAGAGAUAGGGAAAGAGAUCGUGGUCGUUACCGAUCAAGGUCGAGAUCACGUUCAAGAGAUAGAAAAAGAG
Molecule: messenger RNA, 1197 nt
Organism: Funneliformis mosseae
Lineage: Eukaryota; Fungi; Glomeromycota; Glomeromycetes; Glomerales; Glomeraceae
Source: the annotation of a GenBank genome assembly